This is a messenger RNA of Sphenostylis stenocarpa, 1443 nucleotides long. The record is from the annotation of a GenBank genome assembly. Lineage: Eukaryota; Viridiplantae; Streptophyta; Magnoliopsida; Fabales; Fabaceae.
AUGAUUUCUGCGAUUUCGUGGGUGCCGAAAGGGGUUUCGAAGUCGGAGCCUGUUGUCGCCGAUCCUCCUCCCGAAGAGGAAAUUCAACAACUCAUUGCCAACCACAAAACCGCAAGUGAAGACAGUAAUGAUGAAGCCGCCAACGAUGAGGUAGUGGCGCAAGCAUUAACAGUAGCAGAAGCAGUUGGCAAAGCAGGCAAAGCAUCCUCCGGAAACUGUGACGAUAUAACCCUUGCCUUAAAGGACCUUGACAUGGACCAUUACGAUGACGAAGACGAAGGAGUUGAGUUAUUCAGUUCCGGAAUUGGUGAUCUUUAUUAUCCGAGGAACGACAUGGAUCCAUAUAUUAAAGAUAAAAACGAUGAGGAUUCCGAAGAUCUCGAGGAUAUGAUUAUUAAUCCAACUGAUUCUGUCAUUGUUUAUGCAUGUACUGAAGAUGAUGUCAGUCAUCUUGAGGUUUGGGUACUCGAAGAUGCAAAUUCCAGUGAAAUGAACAUGUAUCCUCACCAUAACAUCAUUAUUCCAGCGUUUCCACUUUGCACAGCUUGGCUUGAUUGCCCUCUUAAGGGAGGAGAAAGAGGGAACUUCAUAGCUGUUGGUUCAAUGGAACCUUCCAUAGAAAUUUGGGACCUUGAUGUUAUUGAUGAGGUGCAGCCAUGUGUUGUUUUGGGUGGAUUUGAAGAGAAAAAGAAAAAGGGAAAAAAGAAAUCAAUCAAAUACAAAGAUGACAGUCACACUGACUCGGUACUUGGUCUUGCUUGGAACAAGGAGUACAGGAAUAUACUAGCAAGUGCCAGUGCUGACAAGCAAGUAAAGAUUUGGGAUGUGGUAACUGGGAAGUGUGAUAUUACAAUGGAGCAUCACUCAGACAAGGUUCAAGCAGUUGCUUGGAAUCAUCAUGCACCACAGGUUCUUCUUAGUGGUUCAUUUGAUCAUACUGUCGUCUUGAGGGAUGGAAGGAUGCCAACACAUUCUGGCUACAAGUGGUCAGUCACAGCUGAUGUAGAGAGCUUGGCGUGGGAUCCGCACACUGAGCACUCUUUUGUGGUGAGUCUUGAAGAUGGUAUUGUCAAGGGUUUUGAUAUUCGGACAGCCAACUCUGAUUCUUCAUCUGAUCUAAGUUCUACUUUUACACUUCAUGCACAUGACAAACCUGUUACCUCAGUAUCCUAUAAUCCAUCAGCAUCUAAUCUUCUUGCCACUGGAUCCAUGGACAAAUCGGUAAAACUUUGGGAUUUGACGAACAACCAACCCUCUUGCGUAGCAUCUAAAUCUCCGAGAGCAGGAGCUAUCUUUAAAAUUUCUUUUUCAGAGGACAACCCCUUCUUGUUGGCUAUAGGAGGCUCAAAGGGAAAAUUGCAAGUAUGGGACACCUUGUCUGAUUCUGGCGUCUCUCGAAGAUAUGGCAACUACAACAAGAAUAGAUCGCAAUCUGGGUCUUGA